Messenger RNA from Hibiscus syriacus, 1854 nucleotides. Its product is annotated as receptor-like protein 36. The record is from RefSeq and is a predicted model, not a curated record. Gene Ontology annotation, molecular function: protein binding. The transcript has 4 exons. NCBI's taxonomy places the organism in Eukaryota, Viridiplantae, Streptophyta, Magnoliopsida, Malvales, Malvaceae. Bases 1 to 1854 code for a protein of 617 amino acids.
AUGGAUAUUCACAGUAAUUGUCAUCUUUUGCUGUCUUCUGCAAAUAGAUUACUUGAACAAGGCUUUGGACACCUUAAACACUGCUGUCUGCUGUUGUAUGUCCUGUUUGCAACAUUCACCAUUAUUGCCAGCAUGAUCAUGUUUAAGGAAAGUUUUCUUAAAACUAUAAAUGCAUCGAGCAAUUCCAGCAGCAUCUCUACUAUGCCCCGAAUUCUACUCUCUUCCAAAUUUGAGCUUUGGGAUCUCAACACUGAUUGUUGCUCUUGGGAAGGAGUUACCUGUGGUGAUGCCAUUGGUCCUGUCAUUGGACUUGAUCCAAGAUAUAACAAAUUUAAAGGAUCAAUACCUUCUUCUUUAUUUACUCUUCCAUCAUUACAGAAACUGUUUCUCCAAGGAAAUCAAUUGGUUGGGAAAAUAGACGAGUUCCUCAAUGCGUCCUUUUCAAAUGAUCAUUUAACAGGACCAAUCCCCAAGUCAAUCCUUCAAUUCCCGAGGCUUGAAGAGCUUUAUAUCGGAGACAAUAGCUUUAGUUCCAAGAAGCUUGACAUGUCCUUCCAACUCAACAACUUAAGGGGUCUUGACCUAUCCAAUAUAAGCUUGUUAAUUGAAAGCCACAAAAGUCUUGCUGAAUUUCCCAAACUAGAGAGCUUAGAACUAAGGUCAUGCAACCUUCCUGAAUUUCCAGAAUUCAUCAAAACACAAGACAAGUUGUAUCGGCUAGAUCUUUCAAAUAACACAAUAAGUGGUGCAGCUCCUUACCUUCACCUAUUUGCAAUAUGUCGACUUGAGAACGUCGAUGCAUCUGAUAACAAUUUGAGUGGCCCAAUUCCAAAUUGCUUAGGUAAUCUGAGUACCCUCCAAUAUUUGGAUCUUCAAGGAAAUAACUUCAGUGGAAUCUUACCAAAAUUUUCAAAAGCUUCCCAACUAUGGUUUCUCAAAGUUAGUAAGAACAGAUUAGAAGGGAAGUUGCCAAGAUCAUUGGUUAAGUGCAAUGGACUUGGAGUUUUGGGUGUGGGAAACAACAUGAUGAGUGAUACCUUCCCUUUUUGGUUGGAGAAAUUGCCUGAUUUGGCAGUUCUAAUAUUGCGGGAAAAUAGAUUUUAUGGUCAAAUUAAACAUUUGAAGCAUAAAAUUAGUUUUCCAACUUUAGAUGUGUUAGACAUUGCUUCUAACCAAUUUUCUGGAGAACUAGCCAUUGAUUACCUGAAUGCCACUCAACUAAGAUCGCUCAAGAUCGGUGGGAAUAGAUUGGAAGGGAAGCUGCCAACAUCAUUAGCCAAUUUCAUAAAACUUGAGGUUCUGGACCUUGGAAACAAUAUGAUUCAUGAUACAUUCCCGUUUCGGUUGGAGAAGUUGCCUUCUUUGAAGGUUCUCAUUCUACGAGGCAAUAGAUUUUACGGUUCAAUUGCAAAAUUUGACACUAAACGUGGUUUUCCAAAGCUACGUAUUUUGGACAUUGCUUCCAACAACUUUUCAGGUGACUCGUCCAUUGAAUUUUUGCAGAGUUUGAAGGCAAUGAUGCAGGUGACUGAUGGUGACAAAGCACCGCGGGAGUACAUUGGAGAGGAGUACUAUCAAGACUCUGUGAUGAUUGUCAACAAAGGGAUCAAAAUGGUUUACGAGAAAGUCUUGACCAUUCUUACUUGUCUUGACCUUUCCAACAACAGUUUCCAUGGGAGAAUACAUGAAGAAAUACAAAUUCUCAUGUCACUAAGAAUGCUAAACUUGUCCCACAAUAGCUUGUCUGGAAAAAUCCCAUCAGCACUUGACAACCUAAAAGUCCUUGAGUCCUUGGAUCUCUCACAGAACAAGCUCUCAGGGGAGAUUCCUCCACAGCUUGCAAGUCUAGUCUAA